Molecule: messenger RNA, 984 nt
Organism: Aspergillus fischeri NRRL 181
Lineage: Eukaryota; Fungi; Ascomycota; Eurotiomycetes; Eurotiales; Aspergillaceae
Product: heme-dependent oxidative N-demethylase family protein
Exons: 2
Coding region: 1-984 (327 amino acids)
Source: RefSeq, a predicted model, not a curated record
AUGGGGUUGAGAAGCAUGAAGUGGGAUGAAUGGAUCGGUAAGGCAUCUUCACAUACCACAUCCAUGGCUUCAGUGACGCUCACAGAAGCUCUAGAGCUGGACAGCCACUACCUACGGUAUCACGCCGACAAAGCACGUCGGAUCAAGGAGAGGGGAGCGAAAUGCUGCAGAACCGCACCUGAGGCGAUGGACGGUGCCAUUGAGCUACUGGAAGAGCUCACCUCCUACCUCCCCGAAAGAUACCCCUCCAUGUUCCGCAAAACCGCAACAGGCAUCGCCAACACCAUCACCGGCGAAUCCUUCAACACCACCCAGCGCCCCCUCCCCGAAGACCCCAUGACGACCUGCGCGCGACUCAUCCAAGACGACUUGGCGCUCAUGUUCGAAAAGCCCGACGGCGAGUACUACCUCCUCGCAGGCGCGAUCCUUCUCGCCGGCUUCUGGCGCCUCGAAGACAAAUUCGGCAUGCGCCUCUCAGAGAUCCACACCUCCGGCGACGUGCCGGGCUUCAGGACCAAGCUCGAAAAGGGCAUGAUGAACUUCUUCCGCCGGAUUCGGCCUGAAGACCCCGUGCUUCGCAACAACUACUUCAUCCAGGUCGACGACGAGCUCGCCUGGUCGCAUAGUAUCGGGUCCGAGGACGCGGCCGUCGUCUCGUGGAACACCGCGCAGAAGAACAAGGCCAUCGAGCACCAUUACUUCCGGUCGGAGAGGCAGAGUCUGCGCCGGCUGCCGCGGUCCGGGGCGGUGGUAUUUACGAUCAGGACGUACUUUGAGCCGAUCACGGAGAUUGCGAAGGAGCCGUAUGUGCCUGGUCGGCUUGCCUCUGCGAUUCGGAGUUGGGAUGCGGAUGUGUCGCGGUACAAGGGGCGGGAAAAGUACGAGGAGGUGUUGCUGGAGUAUCUGGAUAAGAAGCAUGCGGAGCAGGUUGCUGCGGGCCUGGAUUUGCACAAGGAGGAUGAGGUUCGAAGUUAUCCUUUUUGA